GACCCAUUUUUUUGCAGGGUCUAUCGCCGUUGUGGCACAAUUCGUGAUUUUUUGCAGAUUCCCUAUGGACAAUAACGGCAGAAAACGGACAAAGACUCGCAUUUACAACGCAUAGCAGAAACAGUGGAAUUUGCUACGUUGAUUUAUCUGUCGCUUUCUGAUUCUAGGGGACGAAGAAAACAGCGUCCGAGGCAUCUGUUGUGUAUUUUAACCAGGGAUUCUCAGCGGUAGUCAUUUGAACUUGGUUGAGCCGGCGGAGAUGAGUGGUCCCGAGGUUGCCAAGACGCCAGGGGGCGGGGCCCCGGGCAAGGAGGGGAAGGAGACGGUGGCCAAUGGGCAUGCAGGAGAGGGUGGGGAGGGUAACCCAUUCGCUGACUACAUGUGGAUGGAGAAUGAGGAGGAGUACAACAGACAGGUGGAGGAGGAGCUGCUGGAACAGGAGUUCCUGGACCGGUGUUUCCAGGAGAUGCUGGAAGAGGAGGAGCAGGAUUGGUUCAUCCCGGCCCGGGACCUCCCCUCGGGGGCGGGGCAUCUCCAGCAGCAGCUCAACGGCCUGACAGUCAGCGACCGCAACCCAGAGGAGAUGGCGAGUAAGAGCAGCUUGAAUCCUGAAGCGAAGGAGUUCGUCCCGGGAGUCAAAUACUAGGAGUCCCCCUCACCCCCACAAGACCCACACACACACACAUACACACACACUCCCUCUAGAGACUCUAGCGGUCCCAACCGCACGCACACACACUCUCACACACACACACACACACGGCCAGGGCGUGAUGGUGGGGGGACUCUUGUGUAUCUUUUUAUUUUCCGUUUUGUUUCGUUGUAAACUAAGGGACUAGGGGGCUUGGGGGUGGGGGUGCAAUACCAGCGCUGGCCAGCAGGGGAGCUGGACUCAGCAUAGCAAGAUGCUUAGACUCACAGAGGAGCCCACAGGCCAUCAGCCAUCCAGACUCAGCUCUUAAAAUGACGCCCAGUUUCUUAACGUACUAGAUUUCAGGGAGUACGCUUCAGGAAGUACGCUUCAGGGAGUACGCUUCAGGAAGUACGCUUCAGGAAGUACACUUCAGGGAGUACGCUUCAGGAAGUACGCUUCAGGAAGUACACUUCAGGGAGUACGCUUCAGGAAGUACGCUUCAGGAAGUACACUUCAGGAAGUACGCUUCAGGAAGUACACUUCAGGGAGUACGCUUCAGGAAGUACGCUUCAGGAAGUACCCACAAGGGAUCGUCUCGAAAGUAUUUUCCGAGGAGACGAGGCUUAUGCUUUCUCUCCCGUUUUGAUUGGUCGAUGUUUUGACAUGUUCUCAGAGAAACGGGGGGUCAUUUUCCGCCAUUUCAACAUAUUUUUUUUUAAGCGAUACCAGCUCUCCGGUCGUGAUUUGAAACGUUGUUCUGGAACUCUCUACUGCCUACCAGUUUGUGUGUUUUAUUUUCUUAUUUUUAUUUUUCCAGUUUUGGCCGUAUGUACAUCGUCUCUCUCUCUCUCCCUCCUCUUUCUCUCUCCCCCUCUCUCCUCCCCCCCCCCUCUCUCUCGCUCUAUCUCGCUCUAUCUCUCUCUCUCUCUAUGGUGGUGAAUCAGCUUUUCUAUGACAUCAUCAUCAUGACAUCAUCACACUGUCUUUAUUUUGUCCAGAGCCGUUUUUUUUUAUUGUACUUUUUUAUUUCGGUUCCAAACCCAAAACAAACGCUUGUCUCUUAGCCUUCCUACACUCACGUUGAGCACCUUUUCCCCAGAUCUGAACAGCCUUGGAUGUGUAUAACUAAGACAUGGAUUUAUAUUCCUGGCUUUACAGGAAAUACAGAUUUUUUUCUGAUAAUCUCACAUGUCGUUUUAUAAUGUUAUGAUGUCAUUAUGAGGUCAUAGUUUGAAAGUUGCCAUUUCUUUGAUCUGUUUUAGUUUUCGAGGGGAUAAGGUGACAUGUGGAAGUCUAGGUUGGGAGUGUUUUGGUUUGGAACGAAGCCUGCAGUCUGUCACAACUCAAAAAUACCCAUCAUGCCUCACUCUGUAUGGAGCAUCCACAACCAAUCAGGUUUUCCGAUUUCCUCCUCUCUUUGUUAUGUAGUUCCUUGUCUUCUGUUUUUAUUUUUGUCGAGGACGGAGGUGUUUUGUCCCUCUGGAGUUGCUGUUGUCUGUGGUCUAGUUCAGGAGCUGAACAGGUUUGAUGUGGAAGUUUGUGAUGCUAAACUGAUCCCAGAUCUUACAACCUCACAUAUGAUCUAAAGCCAUGAUGAGGAUCGACUUUCUCAAUGAGAAGAUCUGACUCCACACCAGUUGUUAUGACCCACUUCCUGGUUGGCCGUCAAGGGGCGGAGCUUGAGGCUAAACGUCCUGGUUGGAGCUGAACUUGGCCACAGGCAUUCUGGGUAACUGAGGGGAUAGGUGGAUUGUAUAUGAAAUGUUUCUUUUUUUUUCUCUUAAAUUUGAGGAAGGAAAAAAAAAACGUCCUGUUCACAUAAAGUACGAAUU
Hypomesus transpacificus is the source of this 2466-nucleotide messenger RNA. RefSeq names its product polyadenylate-binding protein-interacting protein 2B-like. Lineage: Eukaryota; Metazoa; Chordata; Actinopteri; Osmeriformes; Osmeridae. Gene Ontology annotation, molecular function: mRNA regulatory element binding translation repressor activity. The coding region runs from base 260 to 646 and encodes 128 amino acids. The record is from RefSeq and is a predicted model, not a curated record. Gene Ontology annotation, cellular component: cytoplasm. The transcript has 4 exons. Gene Ontology annotation, biological process: negative regulation of translational initiation.